GGUUAACUCGGCUGUCUUCGUAAAACCACGUGACUUAGGCCAUGCUUCGACUGUGCCUACAUGAGGUAAACUCACAUGCUGGCUAACUGCGAGAGGAGAGGACGCUAAAACGAUCGUCUGACAUACACUGAAAAUGUCUGGCGCCAAAGUGAAGAUGCGGGAGAAGAAGAUGAGGAACCAGCCUCUCAGUGUGCAGUACCCGUCUGCUGCUAUGGAUGCAGGGAGCAGCACCCAGAAUGGACGGGGCACCUCGACCACUGAUAGACAGGGGCCUGCCCAUCACAGGGGUGGAUGGUUGCGUGGACACCAGAGAGACAGAGGGGGCUACGCUAAGGAAAUGCCCAGACACCUGACCGGUGGUUAUUUUGCCAAGGCCAGGGCUGCAGAGGUGAGCGCUAUGUUGAAAGCUGUUAAGAAGACAACAGGCAGCUGCCACGUGUUCGGAGCGCUGCCCAAACACAUGAGGCGACGCUCCAUGAGCCACAACAUCAAGCGGCUUCCUCACAGACUGAGAGAAGUGGCCAGUAGAAUGCGAGAAAAGAGCCUCCAGGCUGGAGCGAAGAAGAAGGAACAGACGAAGAGCAAGAGCCGCAAAGCACGGCGUCGGCACGGCAACCUGCUGCUGGAGUUUAACCGGCGUCAGAGGAAGAACAAGUGGCUGGAGACGCACAUUUGGCAUGCCAAGCGCUUCCACAUGGUGAAAAAGUGGGGUUACUGCCUUGGGGAUAGACCCACGUGUAAAUGUUACCGCCCCUGCUACAGAGCCAUGAGCAGCCACUGUUUGUUGCAGGAUCUCUCGUACUACUGCUGCAUCGAGCUGCAAGGAGAGGAGGACAGGUUACUGGCAUCUCUAUCCCAACUAACAAGCAAGGAGACUGGUCCCACAUUUUCGGCAGCGCUGUGCGUAUCGGGGCGUAGACAGGGCAGCGUGGUGAUGUACAGAGCCGAACGUUAUCCCUCACAGGCCCUGGGCCCUGUCAGCUUUCUCUGGAGACCCCGUAAGCAAGGCUCUACACACAGACAGCUGUGGAUCUGGGCUCAUCCCACUAUGAAACAGGAACUUCUCUCUGAAUUACAAACUGUAUGCCAGUGCUUCGAGGCUGUGGUCACACCAGUUGUGCCAGUGGUAUUGCCGCCCACAAAGGUUGUUUCCACCCUGGAACUGGAACUUAAAGCUGAUGAGACCCCCGAGGCCACACAGGUACCCAGGGCUAAAAGAAAGCGCAGCUGUAAGGAUGUUGCUGAACCUCCCGCUAAGAAGAUCCUGGGGGAUGGAACCAGGUCCCCCUCUACCCCCAUCAGCUGGAAGUCCAGCUCAACAGGAAUAGUCAUAAAUGAUCUCACCAUGGAGAUUGUGCGCUAUCGCCUGAUUGGACCACAUUCCCAUUCUGUGCUGACUGAAACCUUGGAUGCUGCUACAGACUGCAAUGAAAUCACCAAAUCCCAUCCCUCCUCCCUCUGGUGGCCUGAGCACUGCAAAGACGAGAGCAAGAUGACUCUGCACCAACAGCAAACAGACAUCUUUCACACACUGAAAGGCAUCUAUUCAUCUGCAGAGCUCCCCUCAGGCACUGUACUGGGCCUGACUGUAGAUGACCCCAGGCUGACUUUACCCACAAAGAAGGUUAAAGCUUUGCCCUGUGUGAAGAAGGCACAAGAGGUAGAUGAAGAAAAGAGGAGGGAGCUGAUGUUGCGUGGCGCACCAGAGGACUGCUGUCAGAGUUUCCUGUGGGAACAGUCUGUGCGGGACAACGUCACUGAAAACAAGAUAUCAGAGCAGGAGCUGAACCGCAUGAGGAGCGAGGUGCUGGUGCCGGGCACCCGGCUGCGCCCCACUCCCCUGCAGGGCCGAGUCCCCGUCCUACUGGUUCACCAGCCUGGCAAACAAGUGGGACAUGAGAUGAGCUCCUGGGGGGCUGGCUGGGACCUGCUGCUACCUAAAGGCUGGGGCAUGGCCUUCUGGGUCCCAUUGGUAUACAGAGGCGUUCGCAUUGGUGGUCUAAACAUGAGUCUGAAACACUCUCAGAAUAAAGGAGCACCCCACUUCCCUCAUGAUUACCCAGACUGCCAAGCAGGCGUUCGUUUCCAGGAGGAGCAGGAGGCUGAGCUUCUCAACAAGUUCAAAAGGCGCCCGCCCGCCAAAAGGACCAAUUAUAUCAAACAUGGCUGUCUGGCCCCGUUCCGUUGCCCAUGGCAACAGCUGGUUGAAGAGUGGGAGCUUAUCACAAAGGAAGGAAGAGAGGAGAGGAAAGGAGACAGCCAGACCCCAAAUGUAACGGGCAGUGACACAAUUACUGAGGAGAUGACUUCACCUCCAGAUAUCGGCGUAACAAAACCUCCGAGCCACUUCACUGUGCUGAGGAACCAAAAGUCUCUGAGGAUCCUCUCCCUUUGGUGCAGGCCCUCCACAUCUAAAGGACAGAGACUGUGCCGCGUCAGAGAUGUUGCGCCGCUCGACUCCUCAGCUGUGACAGCGUUUCUCUCGGCGCACACCAUGAGCCUCGUGUGGGUCCGUCUGUCACUGCUGUCGAAGGGCAAACCGGAGCUACAUGGCAUGAUCUGUGCACCGGUUGUAGAAGACCUGAAGCUGCUGGGCAAAAAGGUGGACAUCCAGGGCCCCCAGGAGCCGCCACACAAAAACCAUGUUAAAAGCCUAAUAAAGCGCAAGAAGACGGGCUCCAAGAAAGCAGCUCCAUCCUCUAAGACUGAGGGUAAAGGAUCAGACAACGCUACUGAACCAGACCCCGCUGCUGCAGCUGAAGGCCUGAAAACAUCCCCUGAGUCCUCCACAGAUGCCACCCUUGGGCUGUGGCCGGAUCCUCUGCCUAGCAUCACCUCUCACUGCUCCCGUGUGACACUAGGCUGGGUCACACAGGGCGACUUCUCCCUGUCUGCAGGCUGCGGGGAGGCUCUGGGGUUCGUCAGUGUUGCCGGCCUCCUCCACACGCUUCUCAGCCAGCCGAAGGAACACAGAGGAGUGCUGCUAUUGCGCAACCCCACCUCCCUUCAUUACCGCUUUGUUAAAAUCAACAUAGAGGUCUGAGAAAUCUAAGAUGAACUGCAGAAGGACUUGGAUUAAGUUCUGCGGUAAUGGAGAAAGAGCAAUACAACUUUAAUCCUGCAUAGAUAGAGACGCCAUAUGCAAUUAUUGCACAUUAUUCUUCAAUUAAUGGACUGACGGCGAUCCUGUGCCUUUAUUGUGUCAUUUAAUGCUAAAUACAAUCGAGCUGGACAUUAGUGUGGAAUUUUAAACUUUUAGUUGUGUAUAAAUUAUCUUGGGAAGGGACAUGCUCACUAAUUCAGUUGAAUAGGGUUGGUUGUAUUUCUUUCCCAAAACAGAUCAGGUAAAUGAUGGGCAUCAAUAAAAGCCUUGUUUUCAGUUAGAAUUAUUGGGAAUGUUGCAGUUUCCUAAAAGAAGUAACCGAGGUCAUUUUAUAUUUAUGUUGUUAUGAUCAUAACUGGGUCUUCACUUUAGAAAGUUGAGCUUCUGUUAAAUUCCACAGCAGUAAAUGGUUUGAACAUCAGCUAAUAAAAUGCUAAUUGCACUCGA
Molecule: messenger RNA, 3550 nt
Organism: Betta splendens (Siamese fighting fish)
Lineage: Eukaryota; Metazoa; Chordata; Actinopteri; Anabantiformes; Osphronemidae
Gene: pop1
Product: POP1 homolog, ribonuclease P/MRP subunit
Biological process (GO): tRNA 5'-leader removal
Cellular component (GO): nucleolar ribonuclease P complex; ribonuclease MRP complex
Source: RefSeq, a predicted model, not a curated record